AUGGAAGAUUCAAGGCAUAGUAUAGCAAAUCCAGGUAUUAAAUCACCAAAUCGUAGUUCAGAUGAAGUAACAAAAAAUUUAAAUGUUGUUAAAUUGGGUAAUGAUGAAAAUGUAAAAGUAUCUCGAAUUCAAUUAGCAGCAAAACAGAGAAUUAACAGUUUUGAUGGUGAAUUAAAAACACCAUUAAUGCAAAAAGCAAUUGAAAAGAUGUAUUCAAGACUCCAUAACAGUCGAAUUGAGGGUAGUGGUAUUCGUGUAACGCGUCUACAUUCAAAACCAUCAACACUAAAUUACCAAUCUUCAAUAAACAAUCCAUCUCCAUCUAUCAUUGGGACUACUAUUCAUUUAGACAAUCAUGAUGGCAUUAAACCAUUGUCAAAUGUCUCUACAGUUGACAAAGAGAAAUCAUCUCUACAAUCAGUUCGUCGAGAUAUGAAAAUAAGUGAACAUCGUUCUUCAGAAAUGGAAACAAUUGAAAUGUCGCGAAUCAACUCAAUAUCCAAACCAAUAAAUGCAGAGGCUGCUAGAAAAUCUUCAACAUCAUCCUCUGUCGUGCGUGUCGAACGUUUAAAGGCAACAAAUAAAAAGAUGAAAUCAAAAAAUCUCAAGCCUGUUGUUGAAGAAACUGGCAAUUAG
Messenger RNA from Rotaria sordida, 636 nucleotides. NCBI's taxonomy places the organism in Eukaryota, Metazoa, Rotifera, Eurotatoria, Philodinida, Philodinidae. The record is from the annotation of a GenBank genome assembly.